CUUUUCUAUUCAUUUUUUUUUUUUUUUUUAGUCACUCACUUUACGCAUAUACUCACAUAUUUAUACAUAUACACGACUCCUUUUUAACCUUUUCCCCUUAUCAUUAUGAUAAAACCAUUCCCAUUGUUCUUCGUAUUAUUAUCUCUAUAUGCAACUAUUGUAGCUUCUCAACACCACAUGUCAACGGAAGAUCCACCACUUCCUGCCUUUAAUGCUACUGGUGAAGAACCCAUGUCUUAUGCUCUUUUACCAGAUAAUAAAGGUUAUUUUUAUACUCAUGUUGUCUUUAUGGUCAUUGCUUUUUGGAUUCUUAUGCCUAUGGGUGUUAUGUUUGGUAUUGCUAGAUCACCGUUCCAUGUACCUGUUCAAAUCAUUGCCUUCUUAACAUCUUUACUUGGUUAUUUCUUUGGUCAUUUGUAUGCUCAUAGUACUCCUCAUUUAUACAAAGGAAAUUCUCAUCAUAAAUUGGGUUGGAUUAUCUUUUUAUUUUUGAUUACACAAAUUGCCGUGGGUGUGGUUCGAAAAAUCGCCAAAGCAGUAGGGAAAACACAAGAAAGUACUACUGGUUAUGAAUCUCUUACAGAAGAAAAUAUACGUUUGGUUCGUCAAUCAUCUGACAAUCAUCCUUCUCGCAGCAAUAGUAGUAGUAGUAAUGGCAAUGGUGGUGAUACUCAUAGUGAAGGUUCCAUGGAAACUCUACAUCAUAACAAUGGUAAUUAUGAUGAAACUCAUUUGACAAAUGUUAUAAUAACCAAAGUAGAAGAAGAACAUCAACGAUUAUCUAUGGAUGAUGAAGAAGAAGAUAUUGAUCAACUUUUACAAGAGAAUGAUCCUAUGAUGAUGAUGGGUAAAAAACAACGUUCUCUCUGGAUGCGUGUUAUUGAUGCUACUUUACCUUGGAUUCCUCAAAUUAUCAAGACUAUUUUUGUUCGCACAGCUUACAAUCCAUUCACUAAAACUGUUUGUCGUUAUAUCCAUUCUAUUUUGGGUCGUAUCUUUAUUAUUUUGAUCUUUACUCAAACGAUCAGUGGUCUGGUGGUUUAUCAUGGUGUCUGCAGAUCUUGGGAUGUACUUGGAUGUAUUGCUCAUUUGAUCAAAGGUGGUAUCUUUUUCUUUUAUGGUAUUCUAACUUUUGGUCGAUAUCUUGGUGCAUUUGCUGAAAGAGGUUGGGCUUGGAAUCGUGUAGAUGGUGGUAGUAAAUUUAGUUUUGAAUUUAUUGAAUGUUCACUUAUCUUUAUUUAUGGUAUUACUAAUACAUGGAUGGAACAUUUUGGUAAAGAUUCAACAUGGAAUCACAAGGAUUUUGAACAUGCUAGUCUUGCAUUUAUGUGGUGGUGGUGUGGCUUGGUUGGACUCCUUGUUGAAAGCCGAAGUUUACGUCGAUUAUUAGAACGAUCAUUUAUGAAUACACCUUUAGAUGUAUCUCGACAUGAAAUUCAUCAAACUUAUUCACUUAAUCCUUUCCCAGCAUUGACUAUUAUGCUUACUGGUAUAUCCAUGGGUAAUCAUCAUCAAGAAACUCAAUAUUCUACCAAUGUUCAUUUUAUGUGGGGUCUCUUAUUAGCAUUGGCUGCUCUUUGUCGUCUUUGUACCUAUCUUUCCUUUUUCCAAAAUACACCUCAUUCCAUAAAACCAUCUCGACCUCCUACUGAAUUAGUAGGUGCCUUUUGUUUGAUUGCUGGUUCUAUCUUAUUUAUGGCUUCCAAUUCUGGUACGAUGACAUGGAUGCGAAGAUUGGAAGUGGACACUAUGUUUAUGAUGAAUGUUUGUGUUGCUUUGACAUCUUUGACUUUAUGUUAUGUGGCAGCAAUGAUGAUUCUUAAGGCUUGGGCAAUGAAACGUGAACAACGCAAGAAGGCAAGGAUUAUAAAACGUGAUCGAUUUGUGGGCCAAGAUGUUUAAAUCAAACAUGAUAUUUUUUUUUUUUUUAUAUCUAUUUUAUUCUUUUUUUUUAUUUUUCUUAAAAAAACAAACUAUUUACACACUAUUCUACUUUACCACUUAUUUUUUUUUUUUUACUAUUUUACCUUAGUUCUUAU
Halteromyces radiatus is the source of this 2039-nucleotide messenger RNA. RefSeq lists its product as uncharacterized. Lineage: Eukaryota; Fungi; Mucoromycota; Mucoromycetes; Mucorales; Cunninghamellaceae. Bases 106 to 1902 code for a protein of 598 amino acids. The record is from RefSeq and is a predicted model, not a curated record. The transcript is spliced from 3 exons.